ACUUCGAAAUAGGUACACCAUGCAUAUUACAACAUCUAUUCUAAUGCGUAGGACUGAACUAAACUAAAGAAAAAAAGUGAGGGCUACUAACCUUGAUCAAGCUUUUGCAUUUGGUGACCAAAGUCGUGAAUUCUUCAUUAGAAAUAUCUGCAAAUAGUUCUUCUUUCAUAUAUUCAUCAGUGAUAUCUCCUAUCCCAAGAUAAUCUCGCUUAGCAAUGCCAUUCAGGAGUCCAAAAAGUUUUGUUGCGGUGGCCUCGUCAUCUGCCAUCUUGAUCAAGUCACAUGAUGUUGCGGGAUCAUCUCAAAAUAUGGAAUAUAAUGAAAGUAAUUGCUUCAUCCAAUAAGGAUUCAAUAUUCAUCUAAAAAAAUAUAAAUCGUGAAUCAAUGACAUUUUUGGGUAAGAUAUUCCUCAAAGAUUAAAUGGAAUAUAGACAGAACCAAUAUAUCUCGAUAUUUAUAUAUUGUUUACACCAAGCGAAAUAUUGGAUCAGGAGAUGAUCCCUAGCUCGACAGACACAGCGCAAAGCAGAGCUCGGAUCCGGGAAAAUGAUCGUUUUCAGUUUCAAUGCCUCCAAGCAACUCCCAGUUUAAUAGCUGAUUGGAAUUAAAAUAACGAACAAUUAUUUUAUCUGACACUGUCAAUAGUGCAUGAGACAAAAUGUACAGGAUGCGCAGGCCUCUUCUUUAUAUUCUUGCACAAAUAUCCAGGGCCAGGGGGAGUGCUUAUCAACAACAACACGGUCAACAGAUACACAGUUUUUCUCUGCCAGCAACUUGUUCAAGCAGUUUAACAGUUUCAUCCCAGAAGCUGGUCUUUUGUUCCAGAUGUUAUGGAUGCAUAUCAGGUUUUAAUUCCUGGAACCAUCAUGGAAAAGGAUUGUCCACCAUCAACGAGAUAAGGCCUGGAGUUCAUAACCCUCGACAGACGGGUGCAACGAUGGUGACGAUGAACAAAGUUGAUUCUGUACCAAAGAAAAAGAGACCUGUUGUUGGAAGUUGGCAGACAACGUCCGAAGAUGAGCUGUAUGAUGUUGUAAUUGUUGGAGGUGGAAUGGCAGGACAAGCCAUGGCUUGUGCUUUGGGUUUUGAAUCAUCCCUUGGUGACCAUAGGAUCCUGUUAUUAGAACAGGGAAAGAAACCUAUCCAGUUGAACGAGCUACCAUCUAAGUAUAGCAACAGAGUUUGUGCUCUCAAUCAUAACUCAGUCAAACUUCUUUCAGAUGUAGGAGCAUGGCGUCACAUGACCGAGAUGAGAGUUAAACCAUUUCGAAGGAUGCAGGUCUGGGAUGCUUGUUCUGAUGCCCUCAUUACAUUCAACCAAUCAGUCGACCUAUCGGAAGACCUCGCUUACGUUGUGGAGAAUGACAUCACAAAUGCUGCCCUCUCCAGACAGCUUCGAGAGGUAAAAGCCAACGUUGAAGUGCAGUAUGAGAAGAGACUGAACUCCAUCCAGAUUCCACCCCAAGGAUUGUUUGAAGAGGAGAGUUGGGCUCAGCUUCACCUCGAUGAUGAUAGCAUCAUCAAGACCAGGCUGGUCAUAGGAGCAGAUGGAGCAAGGUCUGGUGUCAGGAGACUGGCUGGACUCAAAGAGAUAGGAUGGGACUAUGACCAAUGGGGUGUGGUAGCUACACUUCAACUUGCAGAGCCUACUGAGAAUGUUGUAGCUUGGCAGAGAUUUCUCCCGUCUGGCCCUAUUGCAUUGCUACCAUUAACUGAUGAUCAGAGCUCUUUAGUAUGGUCAACCAGUAAAGAACAUUCCAAGGAACUAGUCAACAUGGAUGAGCAUGACUUCACAGAGGCUGUCAACAAUGCAUUUUGGGACGAUAGUCAUCACAACCAGUCUGUUGAUGCUGCUACUCAGUUGUUUGAAGGUUUGCUAUCGGCUGUUAAACCCGAUGGGUCGUCCAUCCGUCAGCUACCACCCAGCAUCUCUGGGGUAGAUGCGAGCAGUAGAGCAUCAUUUCCUCUUGGACUAUGCCAUGCUCCAAGGUACAUCACAGACAGGGUGGCUCUUAUUGGAGACGCAGCUCACAGAGUACACCCAUUGGCCGGUCAAGGUAUCAACCUUGGUUUUGGUGAUGUAACAUCCCUAACAAAGACACUAUCAGAGGCAGCCUCAAUGGGAAAAGAUCUUGGUUCUGUAUCCCAUCUUGAGGACUAUGAGACAGAGCGUCAGCGUCAUGUUCUACCUGUCAUGGGUACUAUAGACAUCCUCAAGAGACUCUACUCGACCAGUAAUCCUGCAGCAGUGCUUAUCAGGAGUCUAGGACUACAAGUUACUAAUGCUCUAGGACCCAUCAAAGACCGCAUCAUUGCUUCAGCUGCAACUUGACAUUUUGAGUCUAUUGAAUGAACUGAGCAUUGAAGUAGGACUGUGCUGAAACAACUCUUAGGCCCAAGAUACACAUACGUCGAAAGGUGGACCGAGGCCGGCCCGAAGGUGGCUCGACGUAUCUGUAUAUGCUCACUAUUUUUUACUGCCGAACCGGACUGAGUACACCUAAAAGGCGGCUUGACCACUGAAUUACAUGUAGAAAAAGGUAUAACAGCGAACAAUAGUUAUUGCUAACGAACAAUAGAAAAUGUCGACGUGAAAAGACAGGCACAAGUGUCACUUGAAUAGUCGUCCUGGAUAAAGAAUCUCAAAGCGUUUUGUCUACUUCUGGUGUAUGUGUAACACCACCCUAAUUAUAGACUUUAGACCGGUUGCGGAGGCUGCUUCAAACCGGACGCAUGUGUAUCUUGGGCCUUAGAUGGGCCAGUUAUGUAACUUACUGCUUUGGAAAAUGACUAAAUGAUAGCAUAUCAGAGGACGGUGAGAUAGUUUGAAGCAGAUUCCAAAACUAUUCAAGGAUUGGAUAGUUUCUGUGGAAGACCAUUGUGAAUUAUUGAGUAAGAAGUAGAAAUUGGACAAGAUAUAGUUUGUUAAAUCCUAAUUGAGGCUAAUCAGGUUAUGACUGCAAAUACUGUCUGUCACCAUUUCCUUUCUAUAGUAUGUAUUCCAAAAUGGGAUGCAACUUGGUAAAAUCUUCCUCACUUUUCUUCCAUUGUCAUUAAAAUCCUUUCCACUAAAAACACUUUCACUAUAACGCUUUUCACGACUUAUUGCUGGGGGCACUGCAAAUCUAAAGAUGUUUAUAGUACUUCAUGGAAAGCCUAUUACUAAAGGAUAAUUUUGGAAAAAUGUGUGUGAAAUUUAGUUUUUUAAGACAUGUAUGAAUCAAAUAGAAUGAUUUACAUCUAGGGCCAAUGUUUAACGUUUCAUCCAAAAAAAGUUACAUAGCUUAAUCCUCAAACCUGUGAAUCAAUUUGUAACUUCACCAUGUAGCUUUGGAUUACAGGUGCACACUACAACCCACAAUUUGAAAAUAUGUUCAACUUUUUUUAAUACACUUUUUUUUUAGUUUUGCCCUCUUAAUGUUAUAUCAUUAUAGUGUGAAUUUGACAUUGUUUUAAAAGAAAGGAUGUCAACUCUCAGUUUGCCUAUAUAGUAACUGGAAAUUUCAGUUUUUUAUAGAAUGGCUAUAACUUUGGGCAUUUGGAGAAUGUUGGAUGUAAUAAUCUUUCAAAUGUGUAAUACAGGCCACAGAAUAUUAUAGGCAUAUUCUGUGUUAUGAUUGGAUAAGGCAUGCAUGUGGCAGCUUAAGGGUUGAUAAAGACACAAGCUUAUGUCUGGUCAAAAAGAGAUUAAUCCACUCUCUUGAUUGCCAAGUGAUUUGUAUUUAUGGAUAACAUUUUUUUUAAUUAAAGAACAAAAAUUUGAUUCUAUAA
Molecule: messenger RNA, 3771 nt
Organism: Lytechinus pictus (painted urchin)
Lineage: Eukaryota; Metazoa; Echinodermata; Echinoidea; Temnopleuroida; Toxopneustidae
Product: ubiquinone biosynthesis monooxygenase COQ6, mitochondrial-like
Exons: 9
Coding region: 659-2332 (557 amino acids)
Biological process (GO): ubiquinone biosynthetic process
Cellular component (GO): mitochondrion
Molecular function (GO): FAD binding; 2-octaprenyl-6-methoxyphenol hydroxylase activity; oxidoreductase activity, acting on paired donors, with incorporation or reduction of molecular oxygen, NAD(P)H as one donor, and incorporation of one atom of oxygen
Source: RefSeq, a predicted model, not a curated record